AGUGACCUUCUUACUCCGCGUCGGAGACUCUCAGAGAUGCCGCCUCAGAGCAGAGGGGGAUCGCCUGCUCUAGGACCACGUCCCUACUCAAAAUCGGAUGCGCUUCCACCCACCCUGCGACCCUACCUAGAAAACCUUCCUUCCCCAACCGCAUUAAUCCCCAAUGAUCAACGCACUCCGACCGGCCCUCGCAUGACCAUCCCGGACCGCGACAUCUCAACGCCGACGCCAAGCCCUCAGAGGUCUCGAGCCGCAACUGCGUUCGAACUUGGUGCCGAAGAUAAAGAAGGGAGCGAAGACGGAGACGCAGGUGCACUUGGCUCAGGCGGAAGAGCUUCGCCCUUGGAGGAGAUCGGACACGAACAGGACGGUAUCGACCUUGAUGUGGCAGGGGUGACUUUAGACGACGACGAUUUCGAGUCGCACUACUCUCGUCAGGAGUCUUCGGAAUCAGAAGAUGAAGGAGAAUUAGUUGAGGCCGAGGGUGAAAUAGUCUCUCACGAGAACUACAACGACGAAGAACGAGAAGAGGAUCAAAAUGGUGCUGCUGGCCCAGGAGAACAUCUGCCGUCGGCUUCAGAAAGGCCAGAGUCGUUAUCUCGUGUGCGCUCAUUGCCUGCUCGACCAACGAUCUCACAGACAUCAGGGCAUUCCCAACCGCAGCAUCAGAGAGAGGGCUUGCACACCUCACAGUCCACCACAGCUCUCCCACCUCCACCACCGCCUCCGCUGUAUCCUCCAUUCUACAAUCGACCCCCGACUCCCCUACCACCUUCUCCCAGCUUAACUUCUCUCCUCCGUCCCCCGUCCUUGCUCAACCGGUCGACUGCCUCAACUCGGCCCACCACACCAGACAGUUCGGAUGUGGAGACGCCCAACGACACCGAAGCAGCUGUCGCACAUUCAGCUCGGCGCGCUCACCCGGUACCGCCAACAUCACCCAAAGUUCCCACGUACGAGUACUACGGCUUUGUCUUAUACCUGGCCUCGACUCUCGCCUUUCUGAUCUAUAUCCUCUGGUCGUAUCUCCCGUCUCCUUUCCUUCACGCUCUAGGGAUAACCUAUUACCCGAACAGAUGGUGGUCCCUCGCCAUACCUGCCUGGAUUGUAAUGCUUCUUAUUUUCAUCUACGUUGCCCUUUUGAGCUAUAACGUCGAAUACCUUACUCUUCCUCUGACAAGCCUGGAAUGCAUGGUCGAUGCGACUGCAAAUGUGGCGAUACUUGACGAGUCGGGACGAAUUAGGAAAGGGGGGAGCAAAAGGCUGGUAAAGGAGUUGGAAGAUCGAGUCAGGCUUGAGCGGGAGAUGGAGAGCGUAAGAACCAAGAGCGGCAAAGGCAGGAAGGCGUCCAAAACUGGAGUCGAAGCAUCUCAUCGAUCAAAGGAAAAGGGAAAGCGAAAGCCCUCUCGAACAAAUAUGGAUCAUCCAUCGCGAUCCGACCUUCGGGCCUGGGACUACCAGUCUACCACGUCUACUCAGCCUCCUGCCACGUCCUCUCUCCCCGACCACCGGCCUACGGCCAAUUCAUACAACUAUUCUUCAACGUAUCCUUUCAUCCCAGCAACUACGCAAUUAGCUCGUUCCCAGUACGAUUAUCAGACACAAGAAGCCUACCCCACGCACCCGAAUUGGAAGCUCGUUUGGAACGAAGGAACGGAUGCGGUUAUGGAUGUGCCUAUUGGCGGCGUUUGUGAGGUUCUGUAUGGCUAAAUGAGCUUCCGGACAGCAACGGCCGUUUCGUCAGUAUUCCCGCCUCAGAUGUUGGGACCAACGGUCCACUUGGAUUCUGUGAAGAAUAUUGUGCCACUUCUCAUACCGCUCCCAACAAGUCGCCACCAACGCUUGUGUUUGCGUCAUUGGCUAUGCGCCAGGCACAGCUAGAGUUUCGACUAUGCUAGCUAGGCAAAUCGAAUAGACACCCGCCACCAAUGUUAAGGAUAUACCAUUGGGGAGGACAUCAGAUCUUUGCAGCGGCCAUUGGCAACAAAUAUUGAAAGACUCGACCUGUACAAGUCCAUAUUUACCUUUUACGGAACGGCACACCUGUAACAGGACGGAUGGAACAGGUGUCCGAUCUCAAGUGGCCUUGGAGCUCAAUGGCUCCACACAUGCAUCAGAGCCGUCCGUUCGUCGACACCACGUCUUGCGCGAAAGAUGACUGCAUGGCCAGACCAUUGAAGCGAUUUGCCAUCGCUUUGAUAACAACCACAUAUCCUCUGCAGUGCUUGUUAUGUAAGGGAGCUUGCGUGUUUCGUAAGCCCGAUCUUUGAACCGCAGAUGCUAGCUGCAGACAACCUGGGGCGCGGACGAGCUAAAGGAUGCCAUUCAAAAGCUGUGGUCCUCAUUGAACAGGGGCAGAUUCACAUGGGCGGCGGGGACCGUCUCACAAGCGCGAACAACGCAGCUAGAGCCGCCCUCAACGCAUGCCACAGAACCGUUGAGUCGACUAGACUUCCGUGCCUAAUAACGACGUCGACUGGCCUGACACAU
Molecule: messenger RNA, 2490 nt
Organism: Cladophialophora immunda
Lineage: Eukaryota; Fungi; Ascomycota; Eurotiomycetes; Chaetothyriales; Herpotrichiellaceae
Exons: 1
Coding region: 37-1710 (557 amino acids)
Source: RefSeq, a predicted model, not a curated record